CACCAGUCAACAAACAACGAAGAAGAACAAGCCACGCCUUUUCAUGCUAGCCGCCUAUAUUUGAAAAUAACGUCUGUUUCAGCAACAGGACGUAAAGAGAAAAGAGCUGAAAACAUCUCAGAUUGUCCAACAACAGAACACCAUGACGUCCAUCACUGAUCCAAACUCCAGUGUCAUGUUCACCAGUGCAAUGGAGAACAGCCACAACAAUCUGCUGAAAGAAUAUGGGGAGAUACUGGAUACAUCUACAGAGUUGUGUCAGUCCCACAGACAGUUUGUGAAGUCUGCUCUUGAUACAUGUUUAAAGAAAUGCAAGGAUGAUGAGAUGCUGUUUGAGACGAUAGAGACGUUCAAAAAGGAUGUUGAACAGAAGACUGUAUCAUUGAAGCAGAAACAACGUGAUAUUUCUGAGGUCGUAUCUGAGAUCCAGCAGAAGGAGAUGCAGAAAGAUGACAUCAUUCAGAAAAUCGAAAAACUUAAACGGGAACAAGCCAAGCGAAAAGAGUUGAUAGUGUCUCAAAAUAAAGCAAACAAAGACAGACUGAAAAAUCUCCAGAAAGCCAGAAUAGUCUUUCAGGAUCAUUUGGGGAUGGAGAUACGGACAAUUCUUGGCAAAACACAAUUGGUUAAAGGUGAAAAGCUGCAGUUUGUUUUCCGGAAUAUCAACCCCUCAAACCAAGACAGCGCCUACAUCGUCACAAUGGGGAUUAAGGAAGACGGAGCUUACCAGAUUGUGUCUAGUGACCCAGUGCUCGAGUGUUUGCCGGCAUUGGAACGUCGACUUCAGGAGACCAACAAUUUACCAGCAUUCCUGGCAAAUGUCAGGAAGGAGUUUAUCUCUCAGGCACGCUGCUGAGAUCAGAACGAUGGAAGGACACACGUUCCUGCUGCGCUGUGGACUUACGUAAACAAGGAGGAACCAUUGGAGAGGAAGGAUCUUUUU
This is a messenger RNA of Platichthys flesus (European flounder), 943 nucleotides long. It is a transcript of the gene spc25, whose product is annotated as SPC25 component of NDC80 kinetochore complex. The transcript is spliced from 7 exons. Bases 143 to 856 code for a protein of 237 amino acids. Gene Ontology annotation, cellular component: Ndc80 complex. Gene Ontology annotation, biological process: chromosome segregation. The record is from RefSeq and is a predicted model, not a curated record. NCBI's taxonomy places the organism in Eukaryota, Metazoa, Chordata, Actinopteri, Pleuronectiformes, Pleuronectidae.